AUCAUCGGCAUGAUCAUAAUCUAUUUUGAUGAUAUCUUUGUAGCUGUGGGAGAAGAUUCAAAACAGGAGCUGGACUCUUACUGGAACAGAUUUUGUUUAGUUUGAAUUGAUACAAUCUGACAAGCAGACAGUAGACUUAUAAACAACACCUGACAAGGAAAGAAAAAAUAUUAAAGUGUGUAUUUAUCAUGAAAAACAGACAGAGAGACAAAAAGCCAGAAAAAGCAAAGUGACAAGUCCAUUGACGGUGUCAUCACUCACACAGCCACAAUGCCGGACAAGUCGCAAGAUUUUCAGGAAAAGGGAAAGAUUGGAGGAGAAGCUCCAGAGGUGUCUCUCAUGCCGGACAGCGUUGUCAUCUCCAGUGAUGGAGGGGGCAAUAUCCUGGAGCUUGGCGACUUCAAACAAACAAAAGACGGAGUAAAACAAUCAGCAAAAAGCACCGACAUUAACGUUUUGAAUGGAAACGACGGCUCAGAAAGCAGGAAUGACGCCAAAUUAAAUGCAAGCAACUCGGGACUCAGUGAAUCCCAGGUUUCCGUGGAGGUCGGCGUGGCUAAAACAGAGCGGGCCCCUGAACCUCUCGAGACCAACUCUUUGUUUAAGGAGACAGGUGUGACCCCGCAGGCUACGGAUCACGAAGUCCCGCUCAACUCACCCCCUGAUGGGCUACAAACUGACUCUUCAGGGAAGCUCGAUGGACGUUCCUGUGAAAAGAUGGAACCCAUCACUCCUGUUGAUUUUUCUGAACCCAGUUUAGACUCUUCUGUCAAAAACACCAACAACAGUACAGACGAUGACAGAGGCGAUUCCAAAACGGACUUAACGGGUAAAGCAACAACAGAAAAGCCCGUAUUCCAGGACGUUACAUUCAGAGUCGCCCAAACACGGGACAGCAUCGACGUCAGGUGGGACGACGAACGCGGAGACGAGGACAGGCGAAGCAACCGGUCCAGGCAGAGUGUGAAGGAGGGGGUGUGUUGCUGCUUUCAGGCGUUCCACAGGGCUUUUCUGCAUUGCGUGGAGGAGACUCCGGCCAUGUUAACUGGACUGGUGCUGUCUUUGGCCCUCUGUGUGACCAUCAUCAUCCUCAUUCCCACCACAGGAAGGGACAUUUAUGUCCACGUAGGCGCCCUGGCGGUGUUGUGUGUGGUUCUCUGUCUGAGUGCCAUCCUGCUCGUCUGCCUGCCCUGGCUGGCCACGGUGAGGCGCUGUGGAGGAGCCCUGGCCCUCUUCGUCUGGGGGACGCUGUACGUCAUUGCCAUAGUCUUCAUCUUCACCGGUGGACCCGUCACCACGUGGGAACAGGUGGCGUUUUUCCUCUUCCUCUCUCUGAGUGUGUACACAGUGCUGCCUCUCUCUUUGGCCUGGGCCCUCAUGGUCGGGAUCGGGACCAGCGUUUCGCACAUCAUCAUCAUCAGCGUGUACGUCCCUGUCACAACACCAGAGACACCCGACCUGGCUGUGCAGUUGGUGGCCAAUGCGCUGCUGUUUGUGUGCGUGAACUUGGUCGGGAUUUUCCACCUGUGGAUGACCGAGCAGGAUCGCAGGAUAUCCAAUCAUAAGAGGGAACAGUUCAGCGCCAUACGCUCCCGGAAGGAAAUAAGGAAAUAUCAGCAGGAGCAGCUCCUCCUGUCGGUGUUGCCGCGGUACAUCGCCAUGGAGCUGAAAACUGAGGUUAUAAAUAAGCUCUUCAAGCCUAAGAGCGACGGGGAGAAGAAGGAAUCCAACACCAACAACUUUUACAGCCUCUACAUUCGCAAGCACAAUGACGUCAGCAUCCUGUAUGCAGACAUCGUGGGCUUCACAAAGCUGGCGAGUACCUGCACACCAGAAGAGCUGGUCGCUGUGCUCAACAAGCUCUUUGGCCGAUUCGAUGACAUCGCCAAGAAGAAUGGGUGUCUUCGCAUUAAGAUCUUGGGUGACUGCUACUACUGUGUAUCUGGUCUACCUGACCCCAUUCCAACCCACGCCAGGAACUGUGUUCAGAUGGGGCUGGACAUGUGCACUGCCAUCAGUAAACUGCAAGAGGCGACGGGGGUCGAGGUCAGCAUGCGGGUCGGUGUUCACACUGGCAACGUCCUCUGCGGUGUGAUCGGCUUGCAGAAGUGGCAGUACGACGUGUGGUCACAUGACGUCACGUUAGCCAACCACAUGGAGUCUGGAGGUCUUCCUGGGCGGGUCCAUAUCACAGAGGAGACAUUGCAGCACUUGAAAGGAGCGUAUGAAGUGGAGACUGGGGACGGGGGGAGUCGGGAUCCUCUUCUUAAAGGCAGAAAAACCUUCCUGGUGAUCGACCCCCACAAGCCGGACAGCUUUACCAGGAGACCGAAAGUGGUGAACACACUUACCUCAGGCGAGAACAGGCAGCGGGCGUCCAUGCGGAUGUCUCAGUACCUGCAAUCCUGGCGGACUAUCCAUCCCUUCGCAGACCUGAGCAACCCUGAUGCCACGCCCUCCAAGAAGCCAAAGAUUCCCGCCAAUGUCGCCAUGAACCAAUCCCAGGGGUUAACAGAAAGGCCACCUUGCCAGAACAACCCCAACUGUUUGGUUGUGGAUAAUUGUGUUAGGGGAUCACUGGACACACUGGACAAAGCAGUGAGGAGAGCAAAGAAGCUCAACUGUUUGACGCUGCUGUUCAACGACCUGAGUCUGGAGAAAGAGUUCCGUUGUUCUGAGGUGAAGGGUCUGCACCACUCAAUGAGCUGCAUAGCUUUCAUCUUCGUUACUAUUUUCGCCGUCCAGAUGCUUGUCUCUAAAAAUAAUUUUGAGAUGGCCGUGUCCUACGGCACGACCUUCCCUGUGCUGGUGCUGCUCCUGUCCAUCGCUUUCACUGGAUACUUGGAGAAGUGGCGCACCAAGAUGCCGCUGAGUGUUCAGUGGGUAUCGGGGCUGUCCCGCGGCGUCUCCUCCAGGGCGGCGCUGCGGAUGUUUGUGUUCAUCCUCUGUGUGCUCAUCACCCUGCUCAUGGCCAUCCUCAACUAUUUCUUCCUCCCCGGAAACGACUGCAAGUCGAUUACCAACAGGACAGAGCUGGAGGGUCUCAAUCUCUACACUGGGCCUUACUACCUGUACUGCUGCCUGCUGGCCAUGCUGGGAGUGAUCGUGUUCGUCAGGACGUGCCUGUCUGUGAAGGCUCUGCUGCUCACCCUGGCUGUGGUGGUUUACCUCGCCCUCUUCCUCCACGUCUUCGCCCAGAGGUCCUACUGCCUCAUCAACCUGCUUUACAACGACACAAAGCCAGGCAUACUGAAGGACCCUCAGAUCAUGUCCGGGGUCUGGCUGGUCAUCUUUUACAUUGUAUGCCUCGUACUGGCCAGACAGGAUGAGCUGGGUUGCCGCUUGGACUUCCUGUUGGACCGCUUUUUCAAGACGGAGAGAGAGGAGAUGGAGACCAUGGAGAACGUCAACAAGCUCCUCCUCCAGAACGUCCUGCCGCUCCAUGUCGCCGCCUUCUUCAUGGGCAAAACCAUUCGCAACCAGGACCUGUACAGUCAGUCCUAUGACUCUGUGUGUGUGAUGUUCGCCUCGGUGCCUCAGUUUAAAGAGUUUUACAGCGAGAGCAGCGCCAACAGGGACGGUCUCGAGUGUCUGCGCUUCCUCAACGAGAUCAUAUCAGACUUUGAUGAGAUUCUCUCUAAGCCCAAAUUCUGUUCAGUGGAGAAGAUUAAGACCAUCGGCAGUACGUACAUGGCCGCUGCAGGGCUGAGACACGCGCCUCAAGGAGACGAACAAAAGAAAGUUGAGAUGUCCUACACCCACCUGCGCUCCAUGGUGGAGUUCGCCAUGGCUCUGAUGGGCAAACUGGAUGUUAUCAACACACACUCCUUUAACAGCUUCAAACUAAGGAUCGGACUAAACCUCGGCCCAGUGAUUGCGGGAGUGAUCGGAGCUCAUAAACCUCAGUAUGAUAUCUGGGGGAACUCUGUGAACGUGGCCAGCAGGAUGGAUAGCACGGGAGUGUUGGACAAGAUACAGGUGACGGAGGAGACGGCCCAGAUGGUGGAGAGCAUCGGAUACAGCGUCACUCUCAGAGGAGUCGUCAACGUCAAAGGCAAAGGGGAACUCACCACCUACUUUGUUAACAGGGACCACUUGUCUCUUCAGUUCUGAUCCCCCUACAGUCAGGAUGCUGAUCUCACCUGACACCUGUUAUCAUACACUGACUUAAUGCUGAAACGAAGACGUAGCAAUACAGAGACUCACCCGUUAGUCGUUUACAUUAACGAAGGAGCUGCCUUUGUCUUUCGGAUGAGACACUAAAUAAAAUCCUGUUGGAUUAAAUGAAGAUUAUAAACGGCAACUGAAAGAGCUUUCCACUCAAAGGAUGGCAAACCAUGUCGCUUACUCUAUCUGUACUGUAUCUGGGUUAUCCCCCAUCACACAACUUUUAACUGUAUUAUUCUGAGAACAUAAAAUCUGAAAUUAUGCUACUGAAUCACUGUCGAACAGUGUUCAUGUGUGAUUAAUUUAUUGGAAAAGAAAUAAGGAAAUCCAUCUUAGAUGUACCAAAGACUACAGUUGUUUUAUGAAGGAUAAUAUCGAGGUUGCGUAUGCCUCAAAUAAGCAAGAUAACAUUUAAUUUUUGGUUAUUAACAAUGUCUCCACUCCAUAGUGGUUUUUUAAAGUUGCACAACAGCAUUUAUGAUAUUAAUGUUUUGUUUUUUUCAGUUUUAAAUGAUUUUUUCAGAGUUUGCUGGUACAAAACAUUCUGUUUAUUUAAAAUGUAGGGAAUUUGUGUACUUGAAACAGCUUUGUGACAUUUAUUUUUCUUUUCCACUGGUUCCCAAACUUCAACGGUUUGACAAGAUAAUAUCAAAAUGAUUCAUAGGAAAGAAGAACACUAGAUUUGUACCGUCUAAAGAUGUGUUCUUGUUUUUUUCUUUAAUCGAUGCUUUUAUUGUGAAAUACUGGAUAGUUCCACCUACUAAGCUCAAGGACUAUAUUACUCAAACUCACACUAACCAUAAACAUGUACAGUAUAGGUACACACUGUCCCAAACUGACACUUGAUGCUGUAACACAUCUGCACCCUGCAGGCACAAUUCUGUGUUUUGCCAUGACAAGUCAGAUAAUGCACAUUUAACAUUGCACUUUCUAAUAUGUUGUAUGUUUAUAUUUUUAUUGAAGAGAGUUCUGCAUCACAUAAUUGUAUUUCUUUUAAGCAAUAUAUUUCUGCGAGGGAUGACGUGUGACGUGUGAAUGUAAAAGAAAGAGUUUGAGUAUGCUAAUUAUAGGGAAAUAUUUUUCUAUUCUAUUUAUAAAUAAAAA
Messenger RNA from Anoplopoma fimbria (sablefish), 5271 nucleotides. Its product is annotated as adenylate cyclase type 2-like. The record is from RefSeq and is a predicted model, not a curated record. Lineage: Eukaryota; Metazoa; Chordata; Actinopteri; Perciformes; Anoplopomatidae. The coding region runs from base 271 to 4113 and encodes 1280 amino acids. Gene Ontology annotation, biological process: adenylate cyclase-activating G protein-coupled receptor signaling pathway; cAMP biosynthetic process; adenylate cyclase-inhibiting G protein-coupled receptor signaling pathway. Gene Ontology annotation, molecular function: adenylate cyclase activity. The transcript has 25 exons. Gene Ontology annotation, cellular component: plasma membrane.